AUGUCCCAGCUAGUUUGCAAAAAAGUCCAGGACGGAAAAACUGGAGAGUUUAAGGAACUCACAUACUCCCAACAAAACAAUGUCGUUGGCAGCGGCUCUUUUGGAAUUGUCUUUCAAACAAAACUAUCUCCAUCUGGUGAAUAUGCAGCCAUCAAACGUGUUCUUCAAGAUAAACGCUUCAAGAAUCGUGAACUCGAAAUCAUGAGAAAGGUUAGUCACCCUAACAUUGUCGAACUCAAGGCUUUCUUUUACUCUACCGAAAAAGAUGAAGUUUAUCUCAACCUUGUUCUCGAAUAUGUUCCGGAAACAGUCUACAGAGCCCUUCGCCACUUUGCUAAACAAAAGACCUCUAUGCCCAUGAUUGAAGUCAAGCUCUAUACUUACCAGCUUUUCCGCUCACUCGCAUAUAUUCACGCUCUCGGCAUCUGCCACCGCGAUAUUAAGCCCCAGAACCUGCUGCUAGACCCACGCACCGGCAUCCUUAAGCUUUGCGACUUUGGUUCUGCAAAAAACCUCGUCCCUGGCGAGCCCAACGUUUCCUACAUUUGCUCCCGCUACUACCGCGCUCCGGAACUGAUAUUCGGCGCCACAAACUAUACCACCAAAAUUGACGUCUGGUCUUCGGGAUGCGUCAUGGCAGAACUUAUGCUUGGCCAGCCCCUUUUCCCUGGAGAAUCCGGUAUUGACCAACUUGUCGAAAUUAUUAAGGUCCUCGGCACUCCAACCCGUGAACAAAUCCGUACCAUGAACCCCAACUAUGUCGAGCAUAAGUUCCCUCAAAUCAAACCCCAUCCCUUCACCAAGGUUUUCCGCAAAGCUAGUCCAGAGGCCAUUGACUUAAUAGCCCGUCUUCUUGAGUAUUCCCCAGGAGUCCGUCUUUCUGCCAUUGAAGCCAUGGCUCACUCUUUCUUUGAUGAGCUCCGCGAUCCCAAUACUAGACUUCCGGAUUCGCGCACCCCUGGCGGAGGCCCCUCUCGUGACCUUCCACCACUCUUUAACUUUUCUCAACUCGAGCUCUCCAUUGCUCCAGAACUUAAUCAGAAGCUUGUCCCCCCACAUGCCCGGCCUCAACUGGCGGCCCAAGGCAUUGAUCUUGAUCGAUUUAUUCCUCUGCGCCCAGAACAGAUACGGGCAGGUGUUAAUUAG
Magnusiomyces paraingens is the source of this 1146-nucleotide messenger RNA. RefSeq lists its product as uncharacterized. Lineage: Eukaryota; Fungi; Ascomycota; Dipodascomycetes; Dipodascales; Dipodascaceae. The transcript is spliced from 2 exons. Gene Ontology annotation, biological process: protein phosphorylation; signal transduction. Gene Ontology annotation, cellular component: cytoplasm. The record is from RefSeq and is a predicted model, not a curated record. Gene Ontology annotation, molecular function: ATP binding; protein serine/threonine/tyrosine kinase activity; protein serine/threonine kinase activity. Bases 1 to 1146 code for a protein of 381 amino acids.